AGCAAAUGUGCAACUUGCUCGCUCUAAUUGGAUCGGGAAAGCAGCAGAAGCCAGAGGAGUGGAGCUGCGAGCAACGGAAACACAACCCUUUCUGGCUCUAUCCGAAAAUGGCACUCGCCUUCAAUUCGCAGGCGGCGACUCUUUUUCCAUGGAGCAUGUCCUCGCUCCGCACUGCCCUCCCGUCUGUCUCCUCCGCUCGCAUCCAUUCCUGCCGCUUCUCCUCCCCUUCGCGGUAUCCUGCUUCCGGGAGCCUCGGGCACUGUCUUAACACUCGGAAGCCCCUACGCUCCUUUUCCGGCCUUGCUCCGAUAGACCCUCUCUUCUAUAACUUCUCCGAGAAUUUUGGUUAUGAAAAUGGAUUUAUCGUAAUUGACAAUGGAAGCAAAUUCUUCGCAAUGAGACAUGGGAAACGUGUUCCAAAACUUAAUAGGCCCCCGGACCAACGCCGUGCUUUGAUACGUGGCCUCACAACUCAGUUGCUGAAGCACGGUAGGAUUAAGACUACGAGAGCACGAGCAAGUGCUAUAAGGAAGUAUGUCGAUAAAAUGAUUACGUUGGCGAAGGAUGGAUCUCUUCAUAAGAGAAGGCAAGCUCUUGGUUUCAUCUAUGAGAAGCAGAUUGUGCAUGCUCUCUUUGCGGAGGUACAAGAUAGAUAUGGUGAGAGAAAUGGAGGAUACACUAGGAUUAUCAGAACCUUACCGCGGAGAGGCGACAAUGCACCAAUGGCAUACAUAGAGCUCGUCUAGGUAAAAGGCUACUCAAAAUUAUUGAAAGCCUUUUAACAUUUGCAGCUUUUAUUGUAACCAUCAAGCAUAUUUUGGCUGAAAAUGAGAGUUGUUCUUAGGCUUCAUUCUAUGUUUUUAAUAAUCUGUCAUCAUUCUAUGUUUUUAAUAAUCUGUCACCUGUGCUUAUAGAAUUGGAAUGCACAUGUAAUUUCUUUCU
Phalaenopsis equestris is the source of this 942-nucleotide messenger RNA. Its product is annotated as 50S ribosomal protein L17, chloroplastic. Lineage: Eukaryota; Viridiplantae; Streptophyta; Magnoliopsida; Asparagales; Orchidaceae. The transcript has 2 exons. The record is from RefSeq and is a predicted model, not a curated record. The coding region runs from base 6 to 746 and encodes 246 amino acids. Gene Ontology annotation, molecular function: structural constituent of ribosome. Gene Ontology annotation, cellular component: ribosome; cytosolic large ribosomal subunit. Gene Ontology annotation, biological process: translation.